Molecule: messenger RNA, 1589 nt
Organism: Syzygium oleosum
Lineage: Eukaryota; Viridiplantae; Streptophyta; Magnoliopsida; Myrtales; Myrtaceae
Product: ATP-dependent helicase NAM7
Exons: 5
Coding region: 1-597 (198 amino acids)
Source: RefSeq, a predicted model, not a curated record
AUGUUUGGCCCGUACUCCUUCAUAGAUAUUCUUAAUGGAAGAGAAGAAGAUGGGGAUAACGGACGUAGCCUUAGAAACUACGUUGAGGUGAGAGUUGUGUCGAAGAUUUUGAAGAUUCUAUACAAAGCAUGCAAAUCUUCAGGCGAAGAUUUAAGUGUUGGCGUGAUAUCUCCAUAUGGAGCUCAGGUUGCUGCAAUACAACACGAUAUUGGAAAUAAUUAUGAAAAUAUCGAAGGCUUUACAGUGAAAGUGAGGACAGUGGAUGGGUUUCAAAGGGGUGAAGAGGAUGUCAUAAUAGUAUCGACCGUAAGAUCAAACCCUCGCGGUUCUAUCGGGUUCGUUUCUGAUCCUAAGAGAACCAAUGUCACUAUCACCAGGGCAAGAUACUCUCUUUGGAUAUUGGGAAAUGAGAGAACGCUGAUGAGAAGCAAAUCUGCAUGGGAAGCUUUGGUUCAUGAUGCUAAGAGCCGUGGUUUUUUCUUCAGCAUUGAUGAUUUUGAAGCCAUUUUGGAUGGGAAGAAUAGUCAGCUUGAUGAGCCGGUCGCUGGAAGUAAUGUGCUAUUUAGAAAUGAGAGGUGGAGGGCAAACUGCUCUUAGGAUGCUAAGAGCCGAGAAUGUUCCUCCGGUUGUGAUGAAGUUAAAGCCAUUUUGGAUGGGAAGAAAGAGAAUAUUCGGCUUGAUGAUCCGCUCGAUGGCAAUAGUGUCCUAUUUAGAAAUGCUCGGUGGAGGGUUUUCUUCGGCGAUAACUUUGUGAAGUCUUUCGGAAAGCUUACGUCACAUAGGACCAAGAUGUCAAUCUUGGACCUCUUAUCAAAACUUGCUGGUGGCUGGAGACCUGAGAAGAGCUAUGUGGGUUUACUCCCUACAAGCUGUUCUGAUAUGGUGAAGCAAUUUGAGGUUGAUGGUCUCUCUACGUGCUGUGCACUGUCGAUAUAGAUAUACUUAAGGAACCGAGAUACAUCCAAAUCCUGAAGAUUUGGGAUGUAUUGCCCUUAAGGGAUGCGACGAGACUGGUUGAACAUCUCGACAGUGAGUUCAAAGCAUAUGCAGACGAUUUCAUUAGUCUCUGCAACGAGAAAUGUCUUGAGGGGGAUCUUAUAGUUCCAAAGACAUGGGAUUCUUCUCAUGGUAUUGCUCGUUUCCGUAAUCCGGAUCAAGUUCAAGCAGGGAGCGGUUUGGGGGCCGAUAUUUCGAUUCCGGGAACGAGCGAGAGCCUGCUUUCAAUGAGAUUCCACCCCUCAUCAUCAGGCGUGGUCAGGCACUUGUUUUCGGAGGACCACGAUGGCGAAGCGAAUCUUGCUUCUGACGUAACCGAGCUAGAUCAAGAGAUGAAUUCCCGAUUCGGUGGGCUUCAUAUUUGAGCAAACCCAUAUUGUUCCCCUUCUUCACAAGCAGCUUCUUUUGACAGAAUCAGGGGAUAACACAAUUUCUUUACGAGGAAUGUUUCGUUCGGGGUCGGAAUUUCUGCGCCCGUGCCGGGUAUUUUCGAGAAGGCUUGGACCUUCUAAAUCAUCUAUCUUUUUCUAGUUUUAUGUCUGGAUAUAUUUGGUUGAAAUAAUGGCAUAGAAUUUUCGGUUCAGGUGUCAUAA